AUGCGUCGCCCAUCGCUGCCGGUGGCGGUCACGACAGCCGUCGUUGCCGGCGUCCUCGGUACCAUCUACUACGUCCACGACGUGCAGGUCCGCGAGAAGAAGGAGAUGCGCGAAGGGGUCCUCCGCGACAUUCGCCGCGACCGGCUGCGCAAGCAGCAAGAGGAGGCCGCGAAAAGCAAUGCGGCGCUGUAG
Molecule: messenger RNA, 192 nt
Organism: Saprolegnia diclina VS20
Lineage: Eukaryota; Oomycota; Saprolegniomycetes; Saprolegniales; Saprolegniaceae
Exons: 2
Coding region: 1-192 (63 amino acids)
Source: RefSeq, a predicted model, not a curated record